Molecule: messenger RNA, 1044 nt
Organism: Seminavis robusta
Lineage: Eukaryota; Bacillariophyta; Bacillariophyceae; Naviculales; Naviculaceae
Source: the annotation of a GenBank genome assembly
AUGGUUGUGGGAACAGCGGGACAAAAGAUUACUCAAAUUGGCCAGCAGUUUCAUGAAACGGUAUCUCCAGAAUUGACACAUUUGGUCCUUCGUUCCCAUCUUAUCAAGACCAUGGAAGGUUUGGAGGGACUCAAACACUUACAGCUCUUGGAGCUUUAUGACAAUAUGGUUGAUGAAUUGAAGAAUCUGAACGAUGGCGAAGAUGGGACUCCUGGAAGCACCCUCACCAUUUUGGAUAUGAGCUACAAUGUCAUUCGAGACAUGGAGCCUGUCUCAUUCUGCCCCAAUUUGACGGAAUUAUACUUGGCCAACAACAAGCUCAAGUCAAUGGCAGGUCUCAAAGGGUUGAGCAAGCUGCGUAAGAUUGAUCUCGGAGCUAACCGAAUUAGGGUCAUGGAUGGAGAAGAACUCUCAGGUCUUGUGAGUCUGGAAGAGCUCUGGCUGGGAAAGAACAAAAUUGAGAAAAUUGAAGGCCUGGAAAAUUUGAAGAAGCUACGUCGCUUGGAUGUUCAAUCCAACCGCAUCUCAGAAGUGGAGAAUCUGACCAGUCAGAAUGACACUCUGGAAGAGUUGUACCUGGCGCACAAUGGCAUUACUUCCGAGGGAAUCACAGCGGAAUCUGGCCUCGCUCAGACAUUUCCCAAGCUGAAUGUGUUGGAUUUGAGUCGCAAUCGCAUCAUCAGCACGGCUCCGUUGGCUCAUUUGAUCUCACUAGAAGAACUGUGGCUGUCUGGCAACAAGAUUGCCAGUUUCACAGAUGUAGAGCCCCUGAGCGCCUUGGGAAGCCAUGGGUUGGAUACACUUUACCUGGAAUACAAUCCCGUCGCGGACGAGUUUGAGUAUCGAAAGAAAUUAGCGGAACUGAUAGCAUCACUGAAACAGAUUGACGCUACAAUGAUUGGUGGUUUGGCUCAGCAUGGAAUUUUAGCGGCAAGAAACGGUGGAACUGCAGAGACUGUGGAGGAGCAGAUGAGACGCCUCCAAGACGCUGCAAUAGCACGAGCCAAGCAACAAACUGAAGCGCAAAAGAAGACUGCUGAAUAG